Molecule: messenger RNA, 4560 nt
Organism: Chironomus riparius
Lineage: Eukaryota; Metazoa; Arthropoda; Insecta; Diptera; Chironomidae
Source: the annotation of a GenBank genome assembly
UGAUCGGCGAAGCAUGAAAAAAGUCAUAAAUGGUGUGAGUGUUCAAAUACCAUCAAAAAAAUAUCUUCUCUGCUUUUUGCUGUACAUACAGCUCAAUACAUACGAAACACAGUGGAACAUGGAAAAAAUAAAACGAAACAUCUAAGCAGAGUUAGUUUCAUUUGAGUUUUUGAACGAAGCAGACCGUCUAUUUGAAUUAUUUCCCAACGACUUUAUGAACAAAUUCGUUUGUCUUACUAUUAUAAUGAUAUGUUAUAAUUAAUGCAAACAAAUAAAAAAGGAGGAAAAAAAAUUAUCGUGCGAUGAUAAAUUUUAUUUAAGUGACUUUAAAAUAUUCGAAAAUAUUUUUUAAAACUUGUGCAAGGUGAAUUCUUAAGAAGUAACAUUUUUUUUUGGAUAUUAUUAAUGUGUGUCUAGUGAAAGAGAGUUAAAAGGAACCAGAAAAGAAUAACAAAAAUUAUUUAAAAAUUGGAAUAGUUUUGAAAAAAUAUUAAAAAUUGAAAAACAAGUGCAAAAAUUUUGUGUUUUUAGUGAAAUUAAAAUUUUUUUAAAAUUCAUUGAAAGUGGAAAUAAAUUUUUUUUGUUUUGUCGAAAAAAGAUAGUAAAAACUUUUACGGCAUAGCGGUGCAAAUACAAUAAAAAAAAUUGUAAAAAAAAGAAGAAAAGAAAAAAGAAAAUAAAAACAUACAAAUCGAAUUAAAAAAUAUAAAUUGUUUAUCGUUUGCUGCGCCCAAGAAUUGUAUUGUAAUUAAGAGUGCAAUAGCACGAGUUUUCUUAUUAAAAAAGAUAUUGCGCACCAACCAUACAUCAGACCGUCUAUAAGCAAAAGAGCAUCGAGAUAAAGGUGUAAAUUAUUUUGUGAAACUCAGUCAGUAGCAUGAGCAAAUUGUUUCAUCAAGACAAACAAUAAAAUAUAUUAAAAAAAAAUUAAUGUUUAAUAAUAUUAAUUGCCACAACAUAUAUGUGUACUACCUGCUGAAAUAUCAAGGCAAAAUAAUAAUAAUUAAGACAAAAAGGCAAGAAGUAAAAAAAAAAUAAUUGCUAAAUCAGGAAAAACUUGAAAUCCGGAAAUAUUCACUAAGUUUUAUAAAACAAAAAAAUUGGCAUUCUUUCCAAUUGACUGAUUUUCUAGCGAUAAAAAAAUACAGCCACAAAAAAUUGUCCACCGAAAUGCAAAUGCAAUAAAAGAAAUGAGUUCAGCUUAACGACCGAGCACCGAGCGACCACGAAAAGACAAAAGAAAUUUAUUUUUUUAUUUUUUAUUUCAACAAUGUCGCAUUGAAAAUUGUUCAAUUGAAUAACGGAUUAUGAGCCCCGCGACUAGCUACAAUUGAAUAAUUCUACUUUAAACGAAAUAAAAAAAAAAGUCUUUCCAACUUCUACCAAUAAAGAAGGCUGACAUGGAUAAAAAGUAUAAUUAAAUUCAGUCCAAUUCCCAAUUGAACAAAUAAUACAAGAGACAAAUACAGACACACACACACACACGCACCAGCAGUGACUGAUUGGAAAAUUUUCACCGAUCAGCUCUAUGCAUCGUGAUUUGGAUUUUUAAUUCAAGCAGAAGCCCUCAAUAAAUAGAUUGUUUAGUGUUUAGAGUCACCAUAAAGUAUAUACGCGAAUAUUAUGGAUUCGAAAGUUGAAAAUAAGGAGGAGUCGAAAGACGAAGUUGAUUUUAUACCAACAUCGACGGCAAACGCGACUGCAGCACCAGCAAAAAAAGAAAUUUGCGUGUCAUGUAAAAGCUAUAAUCCCCUCAAGAAGGGAUUUUUGAUGCGUAACAGCACAAAUAAUAACAAUAAUAAUAAUAAUAAUCAAACCACACCAAAGACCUCACAAGCUAAAAAGACAUCAGUUGAAGUUGAAUUACAGACGGCCGUUAAAUCGCACAUAUCGGCACUCGAACGACUCAACUUAUUUCACUUUCCGUUGCGAAAGAAGACAGAGUCAUCGGAUGAUAACGAAAAGUCAUCAAAUGAUCAUCAUCGACCACGUUUAAUAAAAAGCUCAUCAAUUGCGAGACUAUUCGGCAAUACAUACAAUACCAAAAAAUCAGAACAAAAUAAUAGUGCAAAUAAUUCACAAUUAAAAAAGUCACACUCAGUUUCAGAAAAGUUUUCAAAUCGUUCAAAUGAAAGUGACGACGAGUUUGUGUUAAGAAUAAGUGAACAUAAUGUUAAUUUAAGUACAAGUACAUCGAACCUCAGUUUGGAGUUGGGUAGUUCACCGAUGGAAAAGCCUGUGAAUAAGAAUGCAAUUAAAAGCAUAACAAAAGGCUUGGGUAAAUUACUAAGGCGGAAUCAUAGUAGUGUUGAAAUAAGUCCGCCUGAUCCAGAAUAUAAAGUGCUUUAUCUUGGCAAUGUUUUAACGGGAUGGGCAAAAGGUGAUGCCUGCAUUGAAAAACCAUUGGCGACAUUAUGGCGAAAUUACACACAGAACAACAAACCGGAAGUAUUGAUGCGAUUGCGAGUGUGUCCAUCGGGACUGAAAGCAACAACAAAGCAACAUGGACUCACUGAAUAUUGGUCACAUCGAGUAACAUUUUGUUCGGCACCGAGAUCUUAUCCAAAGAUUUUUUGCUGGAUUUAUCGACAUGAGGGAAGAAAAUUGAAGCAUGAAUUACGUUGUCAUGCUGUGAUUUGUUCAAGAGAAGCUUUAUGUGAGGAGAUUGCCAGUCAAUUGAAGCAAAAUUUGGCAGUUGCGCUUCGUGAAUUUAAAAGAGAUAAAAUCAAUAAACAGAACGCACGUUUAAGCUUAGCGAAUGCGGCAGACGAAAAUCCCUCAAUGCCAAGACGAAAGAUUUUAUUAAGCACUGGAGCAAAUAAUUAUCGACCACCAUUAGAGCGCUCAAAAUCAGCACCAAAACUCUUUGCAAUUGAAGAAAUGGUUGAUGAGGAGGACGAAGAAGAAUCAAACGAUGAGACAAAGGCAAAGAAAUUAGAAGAGAAAAAGAAGCGCGAAGAGAUGAAGUCGUGCUGUAAAGAAGAUCAUUUAUAUCCAUCAGUAACACUGGGUAGAAGAAGAUGUCGUCGUGGACAUUCUAUAAGAAAGUCUCGAUUACUGCGUGGGACAAUUUUCACACAACAAAAAUCAUAUCCACCAACAUACAAGCCAUCUUAUAAUGCCGUCUCAUCAAAUAGAAUUAAUCAGAAUGAUGAGAGGAAGUUGAUUAAUGAAAGUGACAUUACCAAAACUCAAGAGCAGAACAACGAGUCAAUAAUAGAGACAGUAAUCGUUCAACAAGAUACUCCAGUUAAUAGUCGUCCACUCGGUUCCGAUGAGGAUUUCGAGAGUUUCCUUUUAUGUAACAAUUACGAUUCCAAAGAACCUCUAACAAGUGACUUAAUGUCAUAUUUUGAAAUGAAAUUACAAGCACCCACAAGCACAGCCGUAACAACAACAAAUCCAAUGUUGACAACAACAGCGACAGCAAGCAUGUCAGAUUUACUCAAUGACGAUUUAUCACUGAGGAAUCAACGCACAUGCAUGAGUAUGUCAGAUUUGAUUGACUAUCAAUCUGAUAAUGAAUUGGAAGAUAAUGAAAGUGAUAUUUAUUUUAAUCAAGAUUCCGUUCUCGAUACAUUGCGACGUCAAUCGACAAAAACGGUCGUGAAUAUUGACGAUGAUGAUGAUGAUGAAAAUCAGUCAAACAGUCAUCAGACGUUUAUUCAUGAUACGGCGAAUAAACAAACUGACGAUGAUUUUGAAACGACAAAUGAUGAGAAUUGUGAUUAUAGAUUGGAACCGACCCAUCAUCACCAUCAUCAUCUACAUCAUCAUUACAUGUAUAAACAUCAUCCAACACAUAUGGAAUUAUUUGAUGAUGAUUUAACAUCGGAAUCGCCAUCAUCAUUGUGUAUGAGUGAGAAGACAAUUUGUGUUAAUUUAGACAGUGACGAAGGUUCAUCAAUAUCGAGUGGCUGUGAAACAUCAAGUACGGUCACGACAAAUGCUGAGGAGAAUCAAAUACCACGUCGUGGAAGUGUUUUGGAUCGUGUGAGGACAUUUGAGCGAAUGUCUGAACCAAAAGUGACAAAAAAGGAUGAGAAGCAUGCAUCGGGUAAAGUCUUCCAUCGUAGCUUAUCAAAUGGUUCUCCUCCAUCAACGACAUUUAUUCUAUCACCGCCUGAAAAUAAUUCCAUUAAAAUUACAAGAGGUGGAACGCUUACAAGAGCUGAUAACAUCAACAAUGGAGUGUCAUUGAGGAAAGUGAAAAUUGAUGAUGAUUCUGAUGAAUUGAGUGAUGAGUCUGGUUAUGUAGAGUUUCAAGAUCUUUCUCUUAAGUCUACUUAUGCUUAGAUUUAGGCGGAUUUGGGUUUCAAUAACUGAUUUUCAAUUAAAAUAAGAAAGAUUUAUAUUUUCGAAAAUAAGAUUUUUCACUUUCGAUAUUAAAAUUUCACUUUCGAAAAUGAGAUAUUUUACUUUCGAAAAUGAGAUUUUUCACUUUCAAAAAUGAAAUUUUUCACUUUCGAAAAUAAAACUUUUUACUUUCGAAAAUGAGAUUUUUCACUUUCGAAAAUGAGAUUUUUCACUUUCGAAAAUGAGAUUUUUCACUUUCGAACU